Molecule: messenger RNA, 4372 nt
Organism: Bursaphelenchus xylophilus (pine wood nematode)
Lineage: Eukaryota; Metazoa; Nematoda; Chromadorea; Rhabditida; Aphelenchoididae
Source: the annotation of a GenBank genome assembly
AUGACGUCGAUGAGCGAUUGGGACGGAAUUCGCAACGAAUUAAGCGAGAUUGGAGGUAAGGGUCUAGUAUAAUAUAAUUUAUUUUUUAGAUCUCGAUGAAACACGAGCAUUUCGACCUGGUGUUCUUCGCGAAUGGUUUAGUGUUCUAUUGAACUGCACGGACAAUAAAAUCAGGAAGAAAAUCGAAAAAGCUUUAGGAAAUUUGACAAAAAGUAAGUUUUUAGGUAAUAUUUUAAAAUUUCGAUGUUUAGGGUACGAAACAGUGGAGGUUGUUGUUCAAAUCAUUCAAUCUGAUAGCGAUGUCAAUAUUCGAUGUUUUGGUGCGACAUACUUGGCCAAUAAUUGCGGAGAUUUCGUCGAUAUUAUAAUUGAAUCUCCAGGUUCUCAAGAGAAAGUAGGAGAUUUUUCUUAUUCAUAUACUUUUUGAUUUUAGUUGAACAUGUUGAAGGAGAUCCUCUCUUUUUGCUUGAAAAACGACGAGAUGCCGUCAAACAUUCGAGCCGUUUUGUUGAAAGGUUUCGGAUUCUUCAUGUUCAAGGUGAUCCCAGAUAUUUGGCCUGAUGCCGUCGAUCAACUAAUUCAUUCUCAAACCAACCCUCAAUAUGUUGUAGAGUAGGUUUUUCUUUUUCAAUUGCAUUUUUUGGUGUUUAGAGUUCUCUCGGAUUUGUGUAAUAAUGUCGCCAAUCAACCUCAGCCACAUUCGGCAAGGAGAAGGAGGAAUGAAUAUUUAUUAUCGGCUCAGAAUGUUGUGAUGUAUCUAUAUCAAGUCAUUGAGAAUUCAAGUGCAACACAGAUCUUCGAGAAGGCUUCUGAAUUGAUUAAGAACUUCUGGUCGUUGAGCGGAGCCGUCCCCGAAACGUUAUUCCCCUUGGUCACCAAGAUGUUCGAAAGCGGAAAAUUUACAUUUCAGUAUGUUUUUAUUAUGUAAUAGAGCUAUGCGAGAAAGAAUAGGUCUUAUUUUACGUUUUUAUAGAGAAAAACCUUUGACUUUUUUCCAAAUUUUCACAUUAAUACCUACUACAAUAUAAAACUUUUGUUUUUAGAACCGUUACGAAUCUCACAGCCGGAAUUCGAGUGUUCCCACCUAAAUUAUUCCCCACAUAUUUGUCCUCGUACGUCCAAUGCCUCAUAAAAUACGUGAAUGGCCCGUUAUUAGACGCCAUUCGACGAUCAAUUAGAAUGGUAACACACGACGAAAUGGUUGAUCAUGACCAUCAAAUGGUCGAAUUGACAGCCGAAUUAUGUGACUUCUACGGUUAUCUUCUUAGCAGUUUGGCUACCCUUGCAUUUUGCCGACGAACAGAUGGAGAAAUUUUUCCGAUGCUUGACGACAUCUUGCAGUAAGUAUAAUUUUUAUUUUUGUUGAUGUUUAGAGCGAUUUUCAACUUUGUGGUGGAGCUGAGCAAAGUCCCAGGCAAGCCAGGACAUGAGGACCCCUUCUCCGAGAUGAAUGGAAUGUUUUUCAAUCGACUUUAUGAGGCUCUCUUCGAUGUCAUGUACAAUAUUGGCCCAGAAAAGAUGAAAUCACUGGGACAGGCGUUGGAGCCGGCAUUAGAACCAACGUUUGAGAAAAGCCGAACGGGUCCAAUAGAUUUUGAAGAGCAGUUGGAGUCGAUCGAGAGGUUCAGAGAAUCAAAUCAAGAGCUGAUAUUGUUGUUGGACCUGUUGAGUGACCAUGAAAUAAUUCCUAUCAUGAUAUCCGCGCUGAAUUCGAUGAUCGACAGCAAGGAGACGGAUGAUAACACUAAAGUUGCAUCGUAAGUUGACCUUCUCGAGAAAAUUUAUAUUACACUAGACAUUAAUUGGAUUAAAAUAGAAAUUUUUGGAUGUUUUCAGGAUAUCUGUCUUUUAUUAUUACCUCAAUGUGAUUGACGACAUCCCACCAGCCCAUUUUCUUCCACAUUCGGCAGUAUUAGAGACCACACUCAACACCAUUUGCAUAUCGGAUGUGUCAGAUAAGCAGAAAGAGGAAUGUGUUUAUCAGUUUCUGACCUUUGUCAGUGGAUUGGUUGGCAAGGAUGGGUCUUAUGCGACACUUGUUGGUCAAGUUUUCGAUUUGGUUGUCCCAUUUUUAUUCGGAUUUUGUCAAUAUCCCAAGGCUUUGGAGGCAUCGCUGACUUUGGUUCAUACUUAUUCGAGGUAUUGCACGUUGAAUGAGGUAAGUGGUUGAUUCAGAUCUUUUAAUCGCGUGUUUUUAUUAUUAGCAUUUUCAUAAAGUGCCUGGACUUGUUUUCGCUUUCGCACAGUGCAUCUUGAACUUUUGUCGCCAACGCACUGUGCAUUUUCGCCUUUGCGCACCGUGCAAACCUCAAAAAAGCCGAUUGCACUGUGCACAUUUUCGAUCGAAAUCGCAGCGGCGCAGUUGAGAAAAGCUUACGUCGCAGCGAUAUUUCAAAUGCACAGUGCAAAACCAAAAAAAGGUGAGUGCACGGUGCAAGAACUCGCGAAUUUUUGUGCACGGUGCGGACCGCGACAAAUGUCCAGGCACUUUGUGAAUUUGCGAUUUCUUGCACUGUGCGUUGAUCUUUUUUUUUGGUUUUGCACUGUGCGUGUUUGAAAUAUCGCUGCGACGUGAGCUUUUUUCAACUGCGUCGCUGCGAUUUUGAUCAAAAAUGUGCACAGUGCAAUCGGCUUUUUUGAGGUUUGCACGGUGCGGAAAUGCAAAAAUGCACAGUGCGUUGGCGAAAAAAGUUCAAGAUGCACUGUGCGAAAGAAAAAAAAUGUCCAGACAAUUUUCUGAAAAUGCUAAAAGAAGUUUCCAUUUUUUUGACAAAUUUUAAGAAUUAUCUUAAUUUUUCGGUUUAAUUUGGCUUUUUUUUGAAAAAAAAUCUUAAAAUAAUGUUGUUUUUGGUAUGAAAAUAGAAUUUUUUGAGUCGAAUACGGCGUAAAAAUAUCGUCAAUAGUCUAAAAUGUAUAUUGCAGGAUACAUUGAAUGUCAGAUUGACAAAAAUUUUAAGUUUUUUUUCAAAAUUCUGUCGAAAAUUUUUCUUUUUUCAGAAAACGAUCAGCGAACUCUGCGGAUUCCUCGUCGGCUACUCAACCAAUGAAGUCCCAGCCAUCCAGAAACUCGUCAUGACCUCGCUGAUCAAUUUCCUCAGCUGUGAGCCCUCGGAUGACGAAGAAGUUCCCUUCCCGAUCGCCUGUUUUAUCCUCGAAUUUGUCGAAAAACGGUGUGAAAAUUGUCUCUCCAUCGUAUCUCAAGCUGGAACCCCUCCAAGCUCACUUGCCUUAAGGGUAUUCAAAGAGCAAAGUCAAAUCAUAGGAUAUAUUGGGCAAAAUUCUAAUAAAAGUAAGAAGUUUGUGUUAAUUUAGGUGGGUUUUUAUUAUUUUAGAAGCCUUGGAAGUUGUUUCCCCAUUGGUCUCGAUACUUUGCGAUUAUUUGGUGAGAUUGCUGGAUUACAGAAUCCCCGAGGCCGAUUUGGUCACGGUAAGUUGAUGUGCUGGAUGCUAAAUUGUUUUAGUUUUCGAACCCAGUCUGUUUGAUGGUCAAUGAGAAUGUAAUUCGGAAAUUAUCCCAUGUUCAAGUGGACUACGCAUGGAAUUAUCCCGAUAUUUUUGUGAGAAUAUACAAGGAAGGUCUGUCGGUAAGGAUUUCGGAAGAUUUUGGAAUACAAAUUAUAUUACACUUGAUAUUAAAGACAAAAAAUUUGGUUAAAAUUUUUUAUAUUUUGUGUUUUUUUUAGCUAAAUGAAGAGUUCGUGAUCCAAGAAUUGAUCCCCAUGAUAUCGAAUCUCACCGCAUCUGUCUUCUCGACAUCUGGGAAUAAUCAACGAGUCGAUAAUGCGGACUUGUCCACGUUGGAAUUGGUGUGCUACUUCCUAAGAAAGAAGGAAAGGAUAUUUCUGAAAUUUGUGGCCACCAGGACAACAAUAGAACCGACAAAAGACUUUCUGACGGCAUGCGUUGGAAUAGCGUUGAAGUCGAUUACUUACAGCUACAGCGAUGAGGGAAUCACAAAAGGCCUGAGGGCAAUUGAAUCAAUAAUCGGAGUGAAGGAUCCAGAGAUCAUCAAAGCAGUCCAACCCACUUUUCCGUUGAUUAUCCCGCCGAUUUUGGACUUGGUCUUCAGUUUGUUCUUCCAUUGCGGCCAAGUUGCAAUCUCGCAGAUUCUCGUUUUCCUGGCCCAGAAAAACCCGGAGGUGUUUAGGUAAGAAAAUAGAGAUUUUUUGAGGUAUCUUGGAUGAGUUUGAAGAGAAAAUUGUCCAUUUUGAAACGAUUUUUAUAUUGUUUUAGUCGAUGCAUUUGCCAACACAAGGAAUUAAUCCACAAUGACGAGCGCGCACUAAUUUUGGGCACUCCCAACCGAUCACUAUUCCUGAAAUACUUUCUCAGAUGGAACAAUGAAUGGGCGAGACGAAAGGAAAAUUCUUAA